CCAUGAUUUAGACUAACUUCACGAUACUGUAGUAUUGUACCGUAGUGUACAAAUUAUACAUAAUUGAAAUUAUAUAUAAUUCACGUGUUGACGAAACGUUGGGAAGUGUAGUUACGAACUUUAUGUGUUGUAAUACAUAUACAUUUAUAAAAUAAUAAUUUUAAAUUGAAAUUUGGGUACUAUUUAAAAAUUAUUUAGAAUAGUUAAAAAUGGCAGUUAGAAAACGUUAUUUAUUUGAACCGAUGCCUAAGGCUAAACAAUAUGUGAAACAUAUAUCUUCAAAGCAAGUGAGUGAAAAAGAUAAAAAAGCAAUUGUUAUUGCACAAGAAAUUAAAUUUGCUCGAUUACUCUCAUGUAAUGAUAAAGUAACUCGAGAUAAAGUACUAAAAUAUUUAAAAAGGUGGUUGAUAGUUCGUACACAAAGUACUCUUGCACUUUCAAAGGAGGAUUUUAUGCGAUUAUGGAAAGGUUUAUUUUAUUAUAUGUGGGCAUCAGACAAACCUUUGAUUCAAGAAGAACUAGCAGAAUCUCUUAGUAAAAUUGUACAUUGUUUAAAAGCUAAAGAGGUAGUAGUACUCUAUACAGAAUGUGUUUUAAGAACAUUAGGUAUUGAAUGGUUUGGUAUAGAUCAAUAUAGAUUAGAUAAAUUUUGCAUGCUAGUUCGAAGAAUAAUUCGACAGACUUUCCAGAAAUGUAAAGAGAAUUUAUGGGAUAUUGAAUGGAUAAAAGAUAUUUCUGAAAUACUUGAAAAGUUGUUAGUUGAUCCAAAAAUAUGUCUUGGUUUUACUAUGCAUAUAACAGAAAUAUAUCUAGAAGAACUUGCAAAAAUUAGUGAUGGAAAUAUACCAGAAAAUGUUGUUACAGAAUUUAUUAAACCAUUUAUUUUAUAUUUUAUAUGUAUGGAUGAUGAAAGACAAAUUAAACAUGUAAUGAGACAUAUUUUUAGGUAUCUGAUUUUUCAAUCAGAUAUUGGUGUGGAUUAUAUGGAAAAAUUUAAAGCUUGGAGAAGUGCUGGUUUUCCUGCUGGUUCUAUUGAUGCUAUGGAAAAAAUAGAACUGUCAGAUGAAGAAGAUAAUAAUAUUACCAGAGACGUAGAAAUUUAUCUUGAAAAACAAAUGAAAUAUAAUACAGAGAAACCACUAGAUCCUAGAGCUGGUAGAAUAGAUGUUGAAUUGCCACAAAUACCUUUUAAUCCAAGACAGAUAGUUGAUUUGUUAAAUAAGUAUAAAUUUCAUUCCUCAUCAACAACAAAAUCACGUAGACAGUUACGUCAUCUUAUUAAAGAAUUUAUAGAAUUAUCAGAUGGUAAAAUGCCAUUAGGCAUUAAGGAAAUAAGAAUUCCAAAAAUGCAAAAGAAAAAUACAGAUAUAAAGUCAGCUGCAGUACGUCUUUUAAAAUUUGAGCAGGAAUUAUAUUCGGAUACACUACAAAAAGGGCGCAAAAAGAAAAAGAAUAAGCAGUUAAUACAUGAUGAAAGUGAUAAAUUUAGUGAAGAAGAAUCAGAAAAUAUUAACGAUGAAACUAAUCGUGAAGAUAAUACUGUAGAAAUGAACAAUGAUGAAACUAUUAAAAAAAAAAGAAAAAUGAAGCAUAAAUUAGAUUUUACUGAUAAUUUAAUAAAUUCGCAAAAUCAGAAUAUUUGUAAAGCAGAUGCAAAAGAUAGUAAUUCUAAAUUAAGAAAUAAUUCUUCAUUAUUAAUUGAAGAUAUUGAUGAAAAUAAGAAAAUAAAAUUAAAAAAGAACAAGAAUAUAACUGCCAAAACACUAAACAUCGUCAAACAAGUAAAGAAAAAAAAGUCAACGAAAUCAAAAGUUACUGGUAAAUGGAAUGUUUCUGAUGAUAUAGAACCAUCCAUUCUUUUGAUGGAUAAUAACAGCACAAAGUCAUGUAUGGGAAUUGAUGAAAAUUCAGUUACAAGUGAAAAUAACUACGAGCAAAAAAAUAAUAUAUAUGGCAAACAACAAACUUGCUUGGUACCUAUAUUAACAAAAUUAGAAAAUAAAAAAAAUGAAACACCAAUAAGCUUAAAAAGAAAACAUGAAAUAAGUGCUACUACAAGUUCUAAAAAACGAGUGAAAAUUGCUCUUCACUGUAAUACAGCUCAACAUACAUCUGAAUAUAUUUCGCAAAUUCGGAAAAGUCCAGGUAUACCUUUUGAUGCAAACAAGAAACCAUUAGCAGGUGUACUAAAAGCAAGUCCUAUACCAAGUCCAGUUAAUCCAUUUUAUAGAAAAAAUAUAUAAAAUGUUUCUUAAAUUAAUAAAUGAAGUAAUAAUUAUUUGUUAAUAAAACAAAUAAAACUACAAUUUUUUCAAAUAAA
This is a messenger RNA of Bombus pascuorum, 2320 nucleotides long. RefSeq names its product ribosomal RNA processing protein 1 homolog (gene Nnp-1). Gene Ontology annotation, cellular component: nucleus; preribosome, large subunit precursor; preribosome, small subunit precursor. The coding region runs from base 210 to 2243 and encodes 677 amino acids. NCBI's taxonomy places the organism in Eukaryota, Metazoa, Arthropoda, Insecta, Hymenoptera, Apidae. Gene Ontology annotation, biological process: rRNA processing. The record is from RefSeq and is a predicted model, not a curated record. The transcript is spliced from 7 exons.